This is a messenger RNA of Capra hircus (goat), 2164 nucleotides long. Its product is annotated as zinc finger protein 350. NCBI's taxonomy places the organism in Eukaryota, Metazoa, Chordata, Mammalia, Artiodactyla, Bovidae. Gene Ontology annotation, biological process: regulation of DNA-templated transcription. Gene Ontology annotation, molecular function: RNA polymerase II cis-regulatory region sequence-specific DNA binding; DNA-binding transcription factor activity, RNA polymerase II-specific. The record is from RefSeq and is a predicted model, not a curated record.
AAGAGCCUUCCUCAGGGAAUUUUAGCUUAUUGAACAUCAGAAGACGCAUAUGGGAAAUAAACUCCAUGUAUACAGUAUAUGUGGGAAAGCAUUCUACAGAAAGUUCAAGCUAACUGAGCACCAGAGAACUCAUACAGGAGAGAAAGCCUACAAAUGUACUGAAUGUGGAAAAGCCUUCUUUAGGAAGGCAAAACUCACUACACACCAACAAAACAAAACAGGAGAAAAACUCCAUGUAUGCAGUGAGUGUGGAAAAGCUUUCUCCAGAAAAUCACAGCUCAUUCUGCAUCAGAAAAUUCAUACAGGAGAGAAAUCUUAUAUAUGCAGUGAGUGUGGGAAAGGUUUCAUACAGAAGGGCAAUCUCCUCAUACAUCAACUAACUCACACUGGAGAGAAACCCUAUGGAUGCACUGAAUGUGGUAAGGCCUUCAUUCAGAAGGCAUGCCUCAUAGCACAUGAGCGAUUCUAUACAGGAAAGACUUCCUUUGUAUGUACUGACUGUGGAAAAUCUUGUUCACAGAAAUCAGGACUUAAACCUCAGAGAGUUCACACAAGAGAGAAACCUUAUGUGUGCAGUGACUGUAGGAAAGCCUUCACCACAAAGACAAUGCUCACUGUCCAUCGAAGAACUCACAUGGGAGAGAGGCCCUAUAGAUGCAACAACUGUGGGAGAGCUUUCUCCCAGUCAUGUCUGGUUAAACAUAAGAGGAUACACAUAAGAGAGAAACAAGUAGAUUCCGUGAAGCUGACAAAGGGUCACAGCUUCUUAGAUACUAGUGAACUCUUGCAGGGGAAAAACCCUGUUAAUAUAGUGACUGUGCAGAUGCCUUCUGUGACCCCUCAGACAUCAUUACACAUCAGUGGACUCCUAGCAGGUGGGAAUGUAGUCCUGAUGGAACAGCCAGCUGCCAGAUGUGCACCCUCAGGAGGUAACAGAGAGUUUGUGCAGGAGAGAAAGGUUUAUGGAUGCCAUGAAUGUGGUUAUGCCUUCAGUGGUCAAUUACAUCUUAUUUUAUGUCACGAAAAAUACAUAGGAUGAAAACUGGUGCAUUCUCUUUGGAAAAGCCUUGGGCCAUAAUGUAUAGCUGAUUGCAUGGUUAUAUGUAAACAGGAAGCCUGUGAAUGCAGAAGUUAGGAAAGCUGUGUUUUGGAAGAAAGACUGCAUCAUCAGUGAUUACCAUUGGUCAUAGGUGAGCUUAUAGUGGGUAAAAAAUAUGAGAGUGGUAAAACCCUUGCCCCCAAUAGGUAUCAUUACAUACUAGAGAGAAACUGUUGGAAAGCAGUGAAUGUGGCAAGGUUUUCAGUGGUACAUUCUGCCUCAUCCAUCAGCUGGUGAAAUCAUACACAAAACACUGUGAACAUCACUACUUGACAAGUAUCUUAAUUAGUUCUUGUGAGGCAAAGCCUGUGAAAAUGAGGGGUAUUUGAGAGCUUUAUGUACCAUUUCCCACUUUAAUGCAUUACAAAAUAUACCUGAUGUACAUUUUUGGAUAGGAAACCUGGAACCAUAUUCUUCGUUACUAUGCUUAAAAGUGGAAAUGUUAGUCACUCAGUUAUGUCUGACUCUUUGUGACCCCAUGGACUGUACCUGCCAAGCUCCUCUGUCCAUGGAAUUCUCCAAGCAAGAAUACUGGAGUAGGUUGCCAUUCCACUUGCCAGGGGUUUGACCCAGGGAUCGAACUAGGGUCUCCUAUAUUGCUGGCAGAUUCUUUCCUGUCUGAGCAACCAGGGAAGCCUGGUUACUAUGCUUAUGUUUCCAUAAUUUUAAGGAGAUAAUCUACCUCACAUCACUGGUUAUAUUCAUUUCGUAUAUUCAUUCAUUUCUCCCAACUGAAAAAAAAAUUAUCUUCAACACCCACCCAGUAUAUGAUAAUUAGCUGCUACAUUUCUUUGACUCUAAAUAUAUUUAAAUAUUAUUUCAGCAAAUUGUAUUUUCUAAUAAGAAAAAUGAAUAUUAAGGUCAUAAAUGCAACUUAAUGUCCUUGAAUAAGCUUAACUUCAACUGAUAAAUAAGACCAAGCAUUAUACAAUAAAGGUCACCUUAAAUGUGAUUUUUUAAGAUUUCCUAGACUUGCAAAGGUAGUGAAAUGAAGGUUUGCAAAGUGAACUGAAAGCCCAAAAACAAUUAGUAAUUUAAACCUAUAAAUUAGAUAAUAAAAUACAU